Molecule: messenger RNA, 2620 nt
Organism: Clupea harengus (Atlantic herring)
Lineage: Eukaryota; Metazoa; Chordata; Actinopteri; Clupeiformes; Clupeidae
Gene: rx1
Product: retinal homeobox gene 1
Biological process (GO): positive regulation of transcription by RNA polymerase II
Molecular function (GO): DNA-binding transcription factor activity, RNA polymerase II-specific; RNA polymerase II cis-regulatory region sequence-specific DNA binding
Source: RefSeq, a predicted model, not a curated record
UGAAUACGAGCUACAUUUAGAGCAAUUACUUGACUAGAAAACAACUGUCAAUCAUUCUUAAAGGGGAAGGAUUCCAAUUAAUAAACCUCUUCAGUCCUCGUGUUAGAGCCAUUCUUCAGUCUAGUUCUGUGGGGUAAAAGAUUGAGAAAAGGCAAUCAACAAAACACAGACGAGGGUCGUGUUAUAAACAUUGAAUAUUACCAACUGUUGAUUUAAAUGAAUUUGGAUGAGCGUCAAAAGUCUUCCCAAGUGGAGAUUGAGCGGCUUUACGAAAGCGAAGGCGUGUUCAGUUCUUCUGCCAGAGAGGAACAGGUGGAAUAUCCUCGUACUUCAGAUUGGAAUCACAUCCGCUAGAAGGUUCUGAUAUCAGCAGACCCCUGUGAGUCCUUCUGAAAUUUGGAUUUCGGCUGGAGCCAACUUUAGUGCAGCUUUCUCUUCUGUAGGACUUGGGACAAUCCCUAACGUUCGAAUGCAUUUAUCACUGGAUAGCAUGAACAUGGUGGACGAAGGUUGCCUCUCGCCCAAUAACUUCCAUGAGCUGGUUAAAGGAGGUGGGGUGGCUGUGGGAACCCGUGUCCACAGCAUUGAUGUCAUCCUAGGCUUCAGUAAGGAGCAGGACCCCUUGCUUCACCCCAAUGGUCAUGCUGGGCCACAUAAAGUUGGAGUGGAUGGCCUAGGAGACCCCAGAAAGCAGGACCAAACUCACUCCUAUGGACACCUCUCCACCCUAAGGGACAACCCUGAGCAGCCCUCUUUUCAUGACCCAGACAUGUACUCGAACAAGUGCGACGGCGGCAUGAAUGAACUCCACAAGGGUGUCGAUAGUGAGGACAAAUCCCCAGAGCCUGCCGACGAGGAGCCGCCCAAGAAGAAGCAUCGGCGCAACCGCACCACCUUCACCACCUACCAGCUGCACGAGCUGGAGCGUGCCUUCGAGAAGUCUCACUAUCCCGACGUUUACAGCCGCGAAGAGCUGGCCAUGAAAGUUAACCUCCCUGAAGUCAGAGUGCAGGUGUGGUUCCAGAAUCGCAGAGCCAAAUGGAGGCGCCAGGAGAAAAUGGACGCGAGCAGUAUGAAGCUCCACGACUCUCCGGUGCUGUCCUUCAAUCGGCCACCUAUGCACACCAACAUGGGACCAGUGACCAACUCUUUGCCCCUGGAUCCAUGGCUUACAUCCCCGCUGACCAGCGCCACGCCUGUACACAGCAUCCCAGGGUUCAUGGGCCCGUCACAGGGCCUUCAACAAGGAUAUACGAGCCAUGGUUUCCUGAACACCAAUCAGUCCAUGGGCCAAGGGAUGCAGACGAUGGCCCCCCCUCCAUACCAGUGCCCUGCAGCUUACUCUGAUAAAUACCCAAUGGAGGACGUGGAUCAGCGAAGCUCUAGUAUUGCCUCUUUGAGGAUGAAAGCCAAGGAACACAUUCAGUCCAUGGACAAAACAUGGCAACCCAUGUGAUCAGCUGAUACAUGGUUCACACGUAACUGUAUCACUUUCACUGUCCAGAGGGCUAUUUUCAUAUCGAGCACAUGAUGCGGGCAUCUGGAACAUUUUUUGUCCUGCUUACGUUUUUGGCAUUGAAAUAGUAAAACUGGUUUUCUAGUGUGCUCCCAUUGGAGCUAUCUUGUGCAUGGUAACCACUGGUGUAGAGGCUGGAUGAUAGAGCAUGGUACAGAAAUGUGUCGUGUUUCUUGAGUGCCGUUGAACACCAUGCAUAUUUGUGGAACAAAUUAAUCUGAGCUGAAGAAGAGCUACGUCUGAAAGGGACCAUUGGGAUUUUAAAAACUGGAGGGUUUAUGAGAAAUCUUGAUUUUUUUUAUUUUAUUUGUGUGCUGAUUUGUUUUUAAAUCAGCAGUAGUUUGUACUUUCUGACCAGCUGCAUUCAUUUGGUUGUGUUUUUCAUCUCAUGGUUUAUCUCAAAGGCCUCACUUUGUGAAAGAGGAUUGCAUGAGGUAACUGUUGUUUCCCUGUUGGAGAACAGUAUGCUGCAUGACACACGUUCAUCUGGUCUAUUAUGGUCCUGUUGCUCAUGGUGUGAUCUACUGUACAGUAGGAAUAUGAUAACAUAAAUAUUUUUAUACCAUGCUUUUGUAAGAAAAAUAUAUAAAUCUAUUCUACAGAUGUUUAAAAUUUUGACAAAAUCACACAUUUAUCUUCCAAACUCCAAAACAAUCAUUCCUCGUAAAAGCUUUGAGUUCCUCCCGUAACUGCACACGAGUUCAUGCAACUUUAAAGUUAGACUACGUUAUGCAAAGCACACAUAAUGAAAUGAAAUCACUCUUUUAUAGUAUGGUAUAACAGCCACACUGUACUAUUUACACUCAUGUAUAAUACUUCUGGAUAGAGUUUUUAGAUAUUGGAUGUAGUCAAGAACAGUUUCUUUGCAGGUCUGUACAUACCUUUUAAAAAGCAAGGUUAAGUACAGGUAUAUGUCACUUUUGUUAUCUUAUAAUAAUGCCUAACAUGCAUUGGAAGUUGGUAUGCUUUACAAUAAUGAUGGGAUAGAAUAUGAAUGAUAGUAAAUCCCUUUCAGGGAAUUGCAUACAGUAAUUGACCCUGGUAUUUUGGUUGGAUGUGAAUACUUGAUAUCACAGGUCUAAUAAACUUUUAUGAAUGACGAAA